UGGUCCGAUAAAAAGGAAGCAGACAAGCUCGACGGAUUAUGUGGACAGAUCUGUGUGGAGGGGCAGCUGUUUUAACCAAAUUGGGCAGAUUUAGGUAGUACUGCCUGAAUGGAAGUAGCUGUUGUAUUGUAAACAGUAAAGUAGGUCCUAACAGUCGAGCCAAAAUGAUGUUAGAAUGCGACCCGACAGAGACAGAAGGCGAGCCCGGGUUGGAUAGCACUGGGACAGCGGCGGAGUGUAACUUUCCCCCUGAAGACACACAAACGGUGUUAUUUGACAAGAACCGGAUAGGGCUCGGGCUUGCGGUGAACCCCGGAGGCGCUGUUCGUAUUUCGGACUCUCGGGAGAGUGUCUUAACGGAGUUGGAGACAGACGGUUCCGGGGAAGAGGCGCUGCUGUUACCGUGCUUAGCAGGAAGCUCUGCGUCUCCACGGCCAGUGCGGGAGAAGAGGGGCAGGCGGAACAGACACAGCUCAUCUUCGGAUAAGGACACCUUGGCCUCCCCAGGUACCCACCAUGGCGAUGUCAACCAUUUUCCAGAUGAUCCGGAGUUUGCGGAUAUCAUCCAACGGGCAGAACAAGCUAUUGAGAAUGGUGUUAAUCCAGAGAGAAUUUCCCAAGGUUCAAGUGGGAGUUAUUUUGUCAAGGAUCCUAAAGGGAAAAUUAUUGGUGUUUUUAAACCAAAGUCAGAGGAGCCCUAUGGUCACCUAAACCCCAAAUGGACCAAAUACUUUCACAAGUUGUGUUGUCCGUGCUGUUUUGGUCGAGGCUGCUUGUUGCCAAAUCAAGGUUACCUGUCAGAAGCCGCUGCCUCAUUGGUUGAUUCUAAGCUUGGCCUUGGUGUAGUGCCCAAAACAAAGGUCGUGUAUCUGGCCAGUGAGACCUUCCACUACAGUGCAAUAGACCGAGCCAAAUCCAGAGGAAAGAAGUAUGCUUUAGAGAAGGUCCCUAAAGUUGGACGUCGCUUCCAUAGAGUGGGCCUGCCUCCUAAGGUGGGCUCAUUUCAGCUGUUUGUGGAAGGGUACCGUGAAGCGGAUUACUGGCUGCGGCGCUUUGAGGCCGAGCCGCUGCCGGAGAACAUCAGGAAGCAGCUACAGUCUCAGUUUGAGCGCUUGGUCGUGUUGGAUUAUGUCAUAAGAAACACAGAUCGAGGAAAUGACAACUGGUUGAUCAAGUACGAGAAGCCAGGUGAUGGUGAAGAAGAAAAGGGUGCAGAGUGGCCUGAGAGCAGCACAGACUCCUGCAUCAAAAUUGCAGCGAUCGACAAUGGACUGGCCUUUCCCUUUAAGCAUCCGGAUGAGUGGAGAGCUUACCCUUUCCACUGGGCUUGGCUCCCUCAGGCUAAAGUGGCCUUCUCCCAAGAAACCAGAGACUUGGUUCUGUCACGUCUCUCAGAUAUGAACUUCGUACAAGACCUCUGUGAAGACCUCUAUGAGAUGUUCAAGACUGAUAAAGGUUUUGACAAGACCAUGUUUGAGAGACAAAUGUCUGUGAUGAGAGGGCAGGUGUUAAACCUUACCCAAGCCCUGAAGGACGGAAAGAGCCCGAUCCAGCUUGUGCAGAUGCCACGUGUGGUUGUAGAGCGCAGUCGGUCCGGAGGUCAGGGUCGUGUGGUGACUCUGGGCAAUGCCUUCACACAGACAUUUCACUGCAAACGCCCGUUCUUCUCCUCCUGGUAGACUGUGUGGGAUGCAACCUACAUUUGAUAACGCUGAAUACUGUGAAAGACUGAAUGUAUGUGAAACUAGGCUUAGCUCACUCCUAUUUUGGUAAAGCAGGAGCAAUACCCGUGUCUCCAAAAGACGGUGAGGAUGUUUGGGUUGCCAUGGCGACUUAAAAGUAUAAUCAGCUUUUCUACUGAAGAGGGAUUUGUUUAUUGUGAGGCCGAACUUUUUUUUUUUACCCACUUCAAGUUCCUGCUAAAAUCUUCCAAGGUUUCCAAGUGGGACUAAUGGCCAAAGAACAAAGCACUUUCCGGAUAAUGUUUUUUCGGAUUACCAUGGAGACAGAAUUGCUACAGGAUAGGAGUAAAUCAUGACAUGCUUUGCCUUGUGCGAUUACUUAUUGAAGCAGGCAUAAGUAGAUGAUGUGUCUUUUAUCCACUGGAAUGAGCAUACCAGCUUUUUCCCAGUGUUAAAUUUCAAGUUACACAAGUACUACGAUUACAACACAGUGUCUUUUAGUCUCACUACUGCCAAAUAUGAUGUGGUUGGAAGGGAUGUUCCAAGCCUCAAGAAUAGGAAAACAUAGAAACUUAAAACUUGACUAUUGGAGAAGACGAGGAAUGCGUAUUGCUUGAAUGUAAGCUGUUUACGGUUUCUAUACACUUUUACUCUGAAACAUUUCAAUAUAAAGAAUCAAGAAGAUCUCGACUCUUAAUGAAUGUAUUUGUCGUUGUAUUUAAUUGCUGGUAAGUUUUGUUUCUUUUGCUCCUUGCAGCAUGGGGCUGGCACCUGGCCUUUCUCCUUUACAGUAAGUUAUAUAAAGAUGAAAUGUUAAAUUUUAAAAAGCAUUUCUCACUUGCUCAAAGUUGUUGUGCUUUAUGUCUGCAUCUUUUUAUGAAACUCAAUGAUUGUAUAAAUAAGUUGUAUAUUUAAAAAAUAAACUGCUUUCUGUUGGCAUUUAACUAAA
Boleophthalmus pectinirostris (great blue-spotted mudskipper) is the source of this 2631-nucleotide messenger RNA. It is a transcript of the gene pi4k2b, whose product is annotated as phosphatidylinositol 4-kinase type 2 beta. Gene Ontology annotation, molecular function: 1-phosphatidylinositol 4-kinase activity. Gene Ontology annotation, cellular component: lysosomal membrane; plasma membrane; trans-Golgi network. Gene Ontology annotation, biological process: Golgi organization; endosome organization; phosphatidylinositol phosphate biosynthetic process. The record is from RefSeq and is a predicted model, not a curated record. Bases 165 to 1679 code for a protein of 504 amino acids. The transcript is spliced from 11 exons. Lineage: Eukaryota; Metazoa; Chordata; Actinopteri; Gobiiformes; Gobiidae.